Ziziphus jujuba (common jujube) is the source of this 624-nucleotide messenger RNA. Its product is annotated as histone H3.2. The transcript has a single exon. The record is from RefSeq and is a predicted model, not a curated record. Bases 1 to 411 code for a protein of 136 amino acids. Gene Ontology annotation, molecular function: structural constituent of chromatin; DNA binding; protein heterodimerization activity. Gene Ontology annotation, cellular component: nucleosome. Lineage: Eukaryota; Viridiplantae; Streptophyta; Magnoliopsida; Rosales; Rhamnaceae.
AUGGCUCGGACGAAGCAGACAGCGAGGAAAUCGACGGGAGGGAAAGCGCCACGUAAGCAGCUGGCGACCAAGGCCGCUAGGAAGUCUGCUCCGGCCACCGGCGGAGUGAAGAAGCCCCACCGUUUCAGACCGGGGACGGUGGCUCUCCGUGAGAUCAGGAAGUACCAGAAGAGCACUGAGCUUCUCAUCCGAAAGCUUCCUUUUCAGAGGCUGGUUAGAGAAAUCGCUCAGGACUUCAAGACUGACCUUCGCUUCCAGAGCAGUGCCGUCGCGGCUCUCCAAGAGGCCGCCGAGGCUUACUUGGUGGGUCUGUUCGAGGACACCAAUCUCUGCGCUAUUCAUGCCAAGAGAGUGACCAUUAUGCCUAAGGAUAUUCAGCUCGCUCGUAGGAUUAGGGGAGAGAGGGCUUAGAUAUCCGUGUCUUUUAAAUUUUUCGUAAUACGAAGGGGAGAGAGGGCUCAAAUCUAUAUAUAUAUAUAUAUAUAUAUAUUUUGGUUCGGAAGGUGUGGUCGAGGUCUUUGAUCUUUACCUUCUGAUUGAUUAGGAACUUUUUAUGUAAUGUGGAAUGUAAAAUCAGCUCCAAAAAUCUAAUACAUUAACUUUUGGUUUGUUUUGGAUUCGUAA